Messenger RNA from Staurois parvus, 250 nucleotides. The record is from the annotation of a GenBank genome assembly. NCBI's taxonomy places the organism in Eukaryota, Metazoa, Chordata, Amphibia, Anura, Ranidae.
AAUCACCUCUGGGCUUUUUAUGUUUUGCUAAACAAACCAAAAACAACCAAACAUUUUGAAAAAAAUUUUUUUUUUCUUAGUUUCUGUUAUAAAAUGUUGUAAAUAAGUUAUUUUUCUCCUUCACUGAUGUGCGCUAAUGAGGCUGCAGUGAUGGGCACUGAUGAGGAGGCACUGAUGGGCAUUGAAAGGUAUCACUGAUGGGCACUGAUUGAUGUGGCACUGGCAUGUGGCAUUGAUGGACACUGACAGG